AUGGACCUUGGAGGCAGGCCAGGGCCAACACCACCACCACCACCUCCAUCACCACACCCCUUGCACGCCUCCCUGUCCCUGUCUUCCCUCCCCUUCUGCUUUGGCCCCCCAUCCCCUUGCCCUGCCCUGCCCUGCCCUGCCCUGCCCUGCCCUACUGCGCUCGCUGCUCCCUCGCCCUCUCCCAUCCCCCCCUGCUCCGCCAGCCCCCAAGCCGAAGCGUCAGCUCAACGACCAUCGACCACCCUAUCCUUGCAAGCGCCCCAGUCCCUAGAUCGCCUUGCUCUCUCAGUCUGCCUCUGUCUGCCAGUCCAUGCUCCGCCCGUAUAUAACACUCUCUGCUCUUCAUCCUCCUCCCGACCGAGAAAAGAAGGCUCCCAGUUGCAUUGCUCUCAAUCCAACUUCACCAUGUUCCAACCCGUCCCCCAGUCCUUCACCUCCCAACCGGCUUCCUCAUCACCCAUUGCCGUCAUGACCUCCAUCCCACCUCCCCACACUACUCUCGUCACCACCACCAGCCCGGGCAGUGACCAAAAACCGCGCAAGCUUCGAGCUUCCUGUGAUGCUUGCUCCCGCGCAAAGGUCAAGUGUGACAAAAUAAGGCCUACCUGCCAUCGCUGCGGCAACAUGGGCAUCUGCUGCAACUACUCCCCUUCCAUGAGACUCGGAAAGCCUCGCAAGAACAGGAACCCGGAUGGCUCCAUAAUGCGCGAUGUCUCCCCUGCCAGCUCUUGUGGUCCUCUGGGCACUCAACCGAACAUGAUUCCCCGCACUGCCGCCCCGUAUACUUCAGAGAGCUCCCCAGAGCCCUCAGACCCCUUCUUCUUUGGACCAGCAACUCCCGAGUAUCACUUUCAAGAUGCUUACAUGGGACCCAGCUUCGAAGGAAGCCAAUCUCCAGCCUACUCUGAAACCGGUUCGUUCGUCAACAGCUGGUCGGGCGACGACCACAUGAUGUUCCACAACAGCCCUCCCGAGGUUUUCCACUCUGUGCCACAGUUCCCCUCCAACCCGUCAUCGUACGGAAACCAUGUUCGAACCACCAGUGUCCAGAGUCAACCAGAGUUGUACGCCCCCAUGGACAACAUCAGUUCGCCACCCUUAUCGAGCCCUCAAUAUUAUGGCAUGCAACAGCAGCAGCAGCUUCCCGUCUUCUCCCCUUCCAAGAUGGUCACAUCCCCCCCUCCUAUGGUCUCCGCACCACUUCCUACCCCGCCUGCGUCCGCCACUACUCCCAAUCACGACUGCACUCAAUUCGCUUUUCAAACUUUGAACAGCCUCUACUCACCUCCGACCAGCCAGCCCACCACUGGAGAUCUCUCCGCCCAUUCCAAGGGCGUUCCCACUCUUGAUACGGUGCUUUCAACCAACAAAUCAGCAGUCGACAAGCUUUUUGUCCUGCUUGGAUGCUCCUGUUCCGCCAACCCUCACUUCUCCACCACCAUUGCAUUUACCAUUGUCAAGAUCCUCUCAUGGUACCAAGCCAUCUCCGGUGCGACGCCGUCCGCGGGCGAAUCGUCCGUGACUCAAAUGGAAAUCUUCACCCACACUCCCAUCUCUCUCGGCGAGUUCAAGCUCGACGGCGAAGAUGAACGCACCGUCCGGACCCAACUCGUCCUCGCCGAACUGCGCAAAGUGGAAAAGCUCAUUGACAAGUUCUCAGAGCGCUACUGCAAGUCCAACAGCUUGGCCGAUACAGGCAUCGAUGGGGGAGUGUAUAGCGCCUUGGAGCAGCUCCUACGCACGCGCGUACGCGACACAUUCAAAGUCACCAUGAAGACGGCACCAGACGAAGUCAAGAGACAGUUGGCCUCGAGAACACAAAAUCGCGCCCGGAACUACACUUUUUGA
Periconia digitata is the source of this 1848-nucleotide messenger RNA. NCBI's taxonomy places the organism in Eukaryota, Fungi, Ascomycota, Dothideomycetes, Pleosporales, Periconiaceae. The record is from the annotation of a GenBank genome assembly.